Molecule: messenger RNA, 1416 nt
Organism: Dothidotthia symphoricarpi CBS 119687
Lineage: Eukaryota; Fungi; Ascomycota; Dothideomycetes; Pleosporales; Dothidotthiaceae
Product: glycine hydroxymethyltransferase
Exons: 4
Coding region: 1-1416 (471 amino acids)
Biological process (GO): tetrahydrofolate interconversion; L-serine catabolic process; folic acid metabolic process
Cellular component (GO): cytoplasm
Molecular function (GO): zinc ion binding; cobalt ion binding; glycine hydroxymethyltransferase activity
Source: RefSeq, a predicted model, not a curated record
AUGUCUAGCUACGCGCUCCCCAAGUCCCACCAGGACCUCAUGGAGAAGUCCCUGGUGGACACUGACCAGGAGGUCGCAGACAUCAUGACAAAAGAGAUCCAGCGCCAGCGCGAGUCCAUCCUGCUCAUCGCCUCGGAGAAUGUCACGUCCCGCGCCGUCUUCGACGCUCUUGGCUCGCCCAUGUCGAACAAGUACUCUGAGGGUUACCCAGGUGCACGAUACUACGGUGGCAACGAGCACAUCGACGCCAUCGAGCUACUUUGCCAGAAGCGCGCCCUCGAGGCUUUCGGCCUGGAUGCUGAGAAGUGGGGUGUCAACGUGCAGUGCUUGAGCGGUAGCCCGGCGAACUUGCAGGUCUACCAGGCCAUCAUGAGGCCGCAUGAGAGGCUGAUGGGUCUUGACUUGCCCCACGGCGGGCAUUUGAGCCACGGUUACCAGACUCCCCAGAGGAAGAUCUCCGCUGUUUCCACCUACUUCGAGACCUUCCCUUACCGCGUAAACCUCGACACGGGCAUCAUCGAUUACGACCAGCUCGAGCAGAACGCCCUGAUGUACCGCCCCAAGGUUCUCGUCGCUGGUACUUCCGCCUACUGCCGCGAGAUCGACUACGCCCGCAUGCGCGAGAUCGCAGACAAGGUCGGCUGCUACCUCAUGAUGGAUAUGGCUCACAUCUCCGGCCUCGUCGCUGCUGGCGUCAACAAGUCGCCCUUCCCUUACUGCGACGUCGUCACCACCACCACCCACAAGUCUCUCCGUGGACCCCGUGGCGCCAUGAUCUUCUUCCGUAAGGGUGUACGCAAGACGGACGCGAAGACCGGCAAGGAGACACUGUACGAUCUUGAGGGCCCCAUCAACUUCUCUGUCUUCCCCGGUCACCAGGGCGGUCCCCACAACCACACCAUCACCGCCCUUGCCGUCGCGCUUAAGCAGGCCCAGACCGAGGACUUCAAGCUCUACCAGCAGCAAGUCGUCAAGAACGCAAAGGCCCUCGAAGUCGCCUUCAAGGAGCGCGACUACAAGCUCGUCACCGACGGCACAGACAACCACAUGGUACUCAUCGACCUGAAGCCCUUUGCUCUUGACGGCGCGCGCGUCGAGGCCGUCCUUGAGCAGGUCAACAUUGCCUGCAACAAGAACACCACUCCCGGUGACAAGUCGGCCCUCUCGCCCAUGGGUAUCCGCAUUGGCGCACCAGCCAUGACGUCCCGUGGCCUCGGCGAGGAGGACUUCAAGAAGAUCGCCAACUACAUCGACAUCUGCAUCAAGAUGUGCAAGAAGAUCCAGUCCGAGCUUCCCAAGGAGAACAACAAGCUCAAGGACUUCAAGGCAAGGGUUGCCUCGGGUGAGGUCGACGAGAUCAACAACCUGAAGAAGGAGAUUGCGGCUUGGGCUGUGACUUUCCCCCUUCCCGUCUAA